Molecule: messenger RNA, 420 nt
Organism: Fibroporia radiculosa
Lineage: Eukaryota; Fungi; Basidiomycota; Agaricomycetes; Polyporales; Fibroporiaceae
Exons: 5
Coding region: 1-420 (139 amino acids)
Source: RefSeq, a predicted model, not a curated record
AUGACCUCCAGCGUCGCCACUAAAGUCGGGAGAAAACUCUUUGCAAAGCACAUACAACAGUAUGAACCUGCCGACCCUUUAUAUGAAGACUACACGGAUGAACGCGGGCGUCGACGGAAGCGAAAGCGAGAGGUUCCCCCGGGGCUAACGCCCCGAGACACUAAGAUUCUGCGCUCCGUGAACAGAAGGGCUCAUUACCUCGAUAAAGGGUUUAGCAUCUGUGGUAUGCGAUUCGGUUGGACAUUCAUCGUAGGCAUUAUACCCGGGGCCGGCGACAUUGCCAAUGCCACCAUGAACUAUGUCCUUGUUGUGCGCAAAGCCAGAAAAGCCGACAUCCCCGGCUGGCUUCUUCGUCAAAUGCUUCUUAACAACGCUAUCGCUGCCUCGGUCGGGCUUGUUCCUAUUAGUUUUUGCGGAUAA